Schistosoma turkestanicum is the source of this 5856-nucleotide messenger RNA. Lineage: Eukaryota; Metazoa; Platyhelminthes; Trematoda; Strigeidida; Schistosomatidae. The record is from the annotation of a GenBank genome assembly.
AUGGCCUCGUGUAAUACAAAUGGACUUCUAAAGUAUUAUGCAGAUGUCAUUCUAAAUGGGGAUAAUCUUAUUUCAUUUACUCAACCCCACAGUCAUUUUGAUAACGACGAUUCUAUUAAAAGAAAAUCUACUAAUAUAAUGGCUCCUAGAACAGAUCCUUCUUUUAUUUCAAUACCCGUGCAAGUAAACGGUAGUACCUCUGAUGUUGUUAAAAACGAAUGUAUAAUGGAAAAUGAGGCUGAACAGUCUGUGACUUCUCAACAGGUUUCAUCUGAUAAAUUACAGAGUAGUCUUGUCACCACUGAUAACGAAACAAUAAUUUCAAGUUCACAAGUUGAUCAUGCUCAAAAAAACGUUCAGAAUGAAACUGUUCGCGACAAAUUAAUUGACUAUGAUAAAGCUAUUCAAAAUCAUUCUUUGCUUACGCAACGUUUAUCUGUUUGUUCUCAGCGCUUAUAUCACAAUCACACUAGAGCGCUCAGCUUAUUAACACGUUUACUCGCCUGCAACUCAUCUGCAUCGGAAGAUGAAUUACUCUCUACUGAUUCCUUACCUAGUAUCAUAUCACCGAACUUGACAUAUGAAGAUACAGAAAGUAGUACCGACGACGAAGCUGAAAUGAAGAAGGCUUUGUCCAGCUCUGAACAGUCUUGGUUGUAUACUCGUUCUGUAACACAUUCAAACUGGCACUGGUUAUGUACAGAAAUAAAACGUGCUGAAAAAUGUUUGAAAAAUCUUUAUAUGUUAAAAAAUAACUCAAAUAAUUUGGAAAAAUUGUCUCAGUGUCAAAGUAGUGAUGAUAAUAAUAUUGAAAAUGAUGAUGCAGAAGUUAGUUGUUCUCGUACAUCCCCAUAUAUACAUACCAACAAACGAAAACGACAUACUUAUCACGAUCUCUCUUCACCUAAAUGCAUUGAUGUAAUAAAGGAACUACACAAACGUUCUCUUGGUGAUCCUCACAUUAAAUGCUCUUGCAUUCCUCCAUUUGUUGGACCGUGCAUUUUAUGCUGUGGGUCUGAACCAAAUUCUGAUCACAUGGGAUUGGCAGAUAAAUCAGGUGAACUUGAUAUACUUAUGUCAGCUCACUCGUUAUGUAGCCACAUUCAUCCUAAAUUGUCAGUUCCAGGAGCUUCUGGUGUUACUGAUUCCAGUCGAUUUGUUUCAAAUCAAAUUUUGAAAGAAUUCCAAAAAUUUCAAGAUUUAAUUCGUCGUCCUAUAGCAGCAGAAAUUUUACAACCAGAAAGAGAACUACUUCUUGGUUAUUUGGAAGUUUCUUUGAAAGAGUUUCAUGAAGAAUUUCUAUCCAGAUCAAGUUCCACUAAUGCAUCAUCACAUCAACAUUCACUUCGUGAACAAUCACAAAAGAAAUCUUUAAAAAUUAUAACCAAUAAUAUUUCCGAUUGUAUCAAUCAAAUUCUUUGGGGAGGACAAUUGAAAUGUCGUGUACAAGAAGAUUUUACAUUUGUUAAAUUUUUUCUAUCUGAUUUACAACGUUUCAAUGCAUAUGAACAGGAAGCGUUGAAUUUAAUUGAACAAAUUGAAGAAUGGCACAAUGAACAAUUUCAAAAAUGGUCACGUGAUAGACUCUCAUCACUUUCAACAAAUAAAGAUUCAAAUCAAUCCUCGUUAGCAUUUGAUCUAAAUGGACCCCUCUUGAAUUUAUCUACAGUUGAUGGUCAUUUAGAAGUUGGUUUUCCUGAUGGUUUAGCUCAAUUACAACGAGAAGUACGACUAUUAGCUGGAUUGGGUUAUCCAAUACCUUCUAAACUAAUACAAGCUACAAAUCAGGCUGAGAAGAUAUCACAAUAUGCAGUAAUGUUGAGACAGGUAGCUCAUUUCUAUAAUUCAAUUGAUAGUGAAAUGUUACCAUUUCAAAAACCAUUAAUGUUAAAUUCAGCAUUGGCUUUUGAACGUUUAAUUAAAUCACAAAGUAAUAAACAAAAUUUUUCUAAAGAAAAUUUAUUAAAUUCAAUUACAACAACAACAUCCGAUGAAAUUCAACCAGUAGUACAACAAUAUAUUUUACAAUUACAACAAGCAACACAACAGUUAAUAUUUGAAAAUCGUCGACUACGUAAAGUACAUUAUAUACUGAUAGAAAGAAUCAUCAAACUAUUAGACAUUGACUUAUUGCGCAAUCAAUGCAAAUGGAGAAAUGAACUCAAUGAAAUGCGAUAUCAAUUAUCUGAAAUCGCAACCAGUGGCAAUUAUCCAACUAAUCAUAUGGCAGCAUGGCGUGCAUUUCUUGAUUAUCAAUUAUACAAAGUAUUGGAAUAUCAAUAUAGAAGAGGUUUAGAAGAAUUGAAUGAACGUAUGCCUGAAAUGCGUGUUGAUAUGGUUUAUUUACAGUCGUGUUUAACAUUUCGUCCACCAUUUGAAGAGAUUAAAGCGAAAUAUUAUCGUGAAUUAAAAAAAUUCAUUUGUAUUCCAAAUAAUUUUCGUGGAUUCAAUGAACAUAUUCAAUCUGCUGGCGAUACUAAUUAUAUUACUGACAGUACAGAUAGUACUACAACAACUACUACUAAUACUACUACUACAUCUACUCACAAAAAACAUAUCUUCUCAUCUAUCAUUGAUAAUCAAGAAAGCGCUUUACGGAUAUGUUAUAAAAAAGCUGAAUUCUUAUUUACUCGACUAUUUGGCAGUUUAAAACAAUUUCAAGAUUGGGUUAUAUUGGGUAGUAUAAAUUUAGACGAUUUUGUUGAUACGCAUUGUCGUGAUUUGGAAGAUUUUGAAAAGAAUUUCAAGACUCUUAAAAUCCGCAGUCGUGAUGCAGAAAAAUUACCAACUGAAAUACGUAUUGAUUGUAUUGUAGUGAAUUGUUUGCCAGUUCGAAUGGCUAUCAAUGGUUUAUUGCAGAAUUUAUUUGAUACGCUGCAAAAUUGUUUACGUAGAUCGAUUCAUGGAGAUUUAAUUGCUGCAGAUGGAUUUUUAACAGAUUCAUUAGAGAAACUUUCCAAUCGACCUCAAACUAUUGAUGAAUUAAUUGAAGCUAAAUCGCAAUACAAUGAAUAUAGCAAAAUAUUGAACAAUUUACAUGAACAAAUUCAAUGUGCUGACAAGAAAAAUCAAUUACUUUGUACAAUCUCCGGUAAUGGUGUGACAACAAUUAAUACAAUUAAAACAAAAUGGGAAAAAUUCAAUACAAUGAUGGAAAGUUUUCAAUUUAUCAUGAAUGAACAAUUAGAAAUUUUAAAAUCAAGUGUCAUCAAUGAAACAAAUGUUUAUUUGAAUAAUUUGGAACGUUUUAAAACACGUUGGAAUCAAUUGAAACCAGGCAAAAAUGUAUCAGUUUCUGAUAACAAUAAAAAUAAUGAACUAGGUCUAUCUGUUAUCACUAUCAUCAAAGAACAUGAAACUGAAUUUCGUGAAUUGGAACAGAUGCAUCAAAAGUUAAUACGUGAUUAUGAGUAUUUUGAUAUGCCUAAACCGGAAUUCACAUUAGUGACUGAAUUAGCCAAUGAUUUAAAUCAUUAUUCAGCUAUGUGGUUAGAAUAUGAUAAUUUUUGUCAAGAACUUCAAAAUUAUGCUAAAGAAGAUUGGAUAUCAUUUAAAUCACGUUAUUAUGUAUUUGAAGAAUUUCUAACUGAAUGGUCUAAUAAAAUUCGAUCAUUACAACCAACUCCAAUGACUGUUCGUCUGCAAAAAGAAAUCGAUCAAUUUAUGAAUCUUAUACCAGUUUUGAAAUGGUUAAAAGGUGAUCAUUUAACAAGAGAUCAUUGGUUUGAAUUAUUUCGUCUGAUUGGUUUGCCAAAAGAAUCAAAAUUGGAGAAUUUACUGUUUGGUGACUUUUUCCCAAUUAUAUCUAAUAUAAUUCAUCAAUCGGAUGCAUUGAAAUCAUUGUCACAACGUGCACAAGCUGAAAUUGUUGUUCGUGAAGCUUUACAUGAAUUAGAUUUAUGGGGUGCUAGUACUACAUUCACACUAACUGAAUAUAUUGAUAGUUCUGGACAAACUGUGUAUUUAGUAAAAGAUUGGAAAGAUAUUGUCAGUCAGGUUGGAGAUAAUAUGGCCCUAUUGGCUUCAUUACACGACUCCCCGUAUAUUGAUAGUUUUUCAGAUCGAUCCAAUGCUUGGGCACAACGUCUAUCUGAUUUAGAUUAUUGUUUGACUCGAUUUCAAUCGGUCCAACGUAAAUGGGUGUAUUUAGAACCAAUCAUGGGUCGUGGUUCAUUGCCAAAAGAAACUGCACGAUAUGCACAAAUUGAUGAAGAAUUUCGUAGACUACUUGGUUAUUUAAAAGUAGAUAGUCGUGUUGUUAGUUUAGUUAGUGGUAUGAAAGGUAAAGCUUUAAAGGACACGUUAAAUAAUCUACAGAUUAUUCAAGAUGCAUUGAAAUGUGGCACACCACAAAUCAAUUUACUCGGUCACACUGUAAAUGUUGACCCUAAUUCUGGAAUAUUCAUCACCUUGAAUCCUAUCGCUAAAGGUUAUGGUGGACGUCAAAAAUUACCAGAUAAUUUAAAACAAUUAUUUCGACCAAUUUCAAUGACAGAACCAGAUAUUGAUUUGAUAGCUGAAAUGAUUUUAUUUUCUGAAGGAUUUUUCAAUGCCCAAUUAUUAGGUCGCAAAUUGGUUUCGAUUUUCUCAUUGGCUAAACAACUUCUCUCAGUACAACAACAUUACGAUUGGGGUUUGAGAGCAUUGAAAACUAUAUUACGUUGUGCUGGGAAAGUGUUAAAUGCUCAUAAACAAAAUUAUUAUACAAAUAAAUUGAACAAUCAUGAUCGUAAACAAUUUGAACAAAAUUCAUAUGAUUAUGAAGCACGUAUUGUAAUACAAGUCACAAAAACCAAUACAUUAGCUAAAUUAACCGAUGAUGAUGCACAGCGUUUUGAAAAUCUCAUUCAUGAUGUAUUUCCUGAUUUCACUUUACAUAAUGUACCAUUUGAAAAUCAAGAAUUAGCCAAAUUGAUUGAUUCAAUGCAUUCCGUUAUAAAAGAACAUCAUAUGAUAUUGAUCGAUGUUCAGAUUCAAAAAGCUAUUGAAUUAUAUGAACAAUUAUCACAACGUAUGGGUGUUGUUCUAGUUGGACCAUCUGGUUCUGGGAAAUCAACCGUUUUAAAUUUAUUACGUUUAGCAUUAAAUAAAAUGGGUAUGCCAGUACGUUCACAUAUAUUUAAUCCUAAAUCUAUGUUACGUGUACAAUUACUUGGUCGAAUUGAUGCAGACACUAGAGAGUGGACCGACGGUGUGUUGACACAAAGUGCAAGAUGUAUUGUUAAAGAAAGUAUGGAUCAAAAAUGUUGGAUUAUCGCUGACGGUGAUAUUGAUCCAGAAUGGAUUGAAUCAUUGAAUUCUGUGUUAGAUGAUAAUCAUUUAUUAACCUUGCCAAAUGGUGAACGUAUACAAUUUGAUACAAAUGUGAAUUUUCUAUUUGAAACACAUGAGCUGAUUCAUGCUAGUCCAGCAACGAUUUCACGAAUGGGUGUUAUUUAUAUGAGUGAUAAAGCAGUUGAUCCGCAUGCCCUUGUUGAAGCAUGGUUAAUGCAUCAACCGGAUAGUGAACAAAAUCAAUUGAAACGCUUAAUCGAUUCAACAUUUUAUCAAUGUUUAGAAUGGGUCUAUGAAAAAAAUGAAUUUGUCGUUGAUACCAGUUCUGCUGCGAUCAUAUUUAAUGGUCUUUCUCAUUUAGUUGGAGCAAUCACACCAGCAUUAUUUACUGUCGGUCUAAUACGUGGAUUAGGCGCAAAUCUCACUGAAUCUGCACGUAAUGAAUUAGCUAUGAAAGUCUACGAAGCUACAGGUGAAAAUCCACCUGAUAUAACUAGACCAUUAAAUGUACAAGUGAGUAGAGAUUUUUUUUGUCAUUCUCAUCAAUACUACUUGCAUGUUUAUAUUUAUUUAGUAUUAUAA